AUGGAGAGCGUCGUUCAAUUCAUCGUGGACGACACUUCUCCUACAAUCCACUACUCUCCCUUUGCGGAUACCUUUACUACCCCAAAUCUUGGUGCGGGCUGGAACCCAUAUUUUAACAUCUCUGGCUUUGCCGCUUCCAUAGGUGAGGUUGGCAAUGGCACUAGUCUGCACAUCACGUCUCUUGAUGGCGCUUCUCUCGCCUUCCAAUGGCGUGGAACUGGGAUCCAGUUGCAAGGGAAUGUUACUCUGGCGUCUUAUUCGGUGACCAUCGAUGGACAAUCAGUUUCCGUUAAUACUGAUAGUACCCAAACCGGAAGCAACGUUCUCGUCAAUAUGCAGGGACUGGAAGAUGUUGCUCACAAUAUCACAUUAACAGCUCAGAUACCACAAGGACAAAAUCCGCCUAAUUCUUCUAUGUUAGUUUUCGAUAAAGCGAUAAUAACUUCAUCUUCAAUCCCUGUUUCAUCAAACACAAGCUUCCGACAGGAUAUAGUUGUUGACAACGACAUAGCUUUCCUCGGAAGAUGGUCAUUUGAGCAAAUUCCUACUGGAUCCUCUUUCCAUACAUCAAGUACUGUAGGAGACAGGGCAAUGGCGACCUUUAACGGGACUGCACUCCUCAUACGGGGCACGACGUCUCCAGGCGCCGCAAAUUAUUCAGUGACUUUAGACAAUGUAACGAACUCUUUUUCCGCUCGUUCGUCAUUCACGGACUACGAAUCACUGUUGUUUUUCGCAUCGGGAUUGGAUCCCAAUGCUAUGCACUCUGUGGAGGUCCGGAAUCAGGGUGGGGGCGAGCUUUCACUGCUGGUGGACGGAUUUAGCACAUUUGUAUCUUAUAAGCAAGUUUCACAUCGCCUACCUUUGCUUAGCUUUACUAACUUGUCUCGUAGUUUACCUGUCCCUCCUGACAGCUCACCUACUGCUGGAGCUACAAGCAACAUGUCGUUUCCUAAAGGGACAAUCGCGGCUUUUGUUCUUGCAGGCAUUCUUGCCUUCAUACUGUUGGCGGGUUUCUUAUUUUUCUUCCUUUGGUAUCGUCCAAGAAGGCGUAGAAGUGGGCAACAAGUACACCACUUCGUUACGACCGGACUAGAAGAUAACUCCAAAGGAGGAGGCAUAGACAAUGCAAAUACCACAGGAGAAGGAAACUACGGCAAAGGGGAACCUUUCGAAGAACUCAGUCCUAUUAGCCCUGUUGUUGAUAACCAGCGACUUAGUGGUAUGAGUGGUUUUGCGCGUUGGAGAAGAGAGGCCGUCCGAGGAAGUUUUGGGGGUAUGAGUUUGCCUCUCCACUUCAGACAUUCAGGUUCUGCCGAAGAAAAGAGUCCCGAGACCAUUCAAGAGCGACCCAGGAGCGAGCAAAGUUUCCCCACAAGUUCAGACUCUUCGGCCAAACGGAAGGCACGGGCGAAAAGCAAGGGCAAAGCAAGACAGAUAACGGGGAGAUCAUGGUCUCCAAGCUUUACGCUCGACCUCCCACUGCAACAGCAAGGGCACCGCCAGUCCGCUGGGCAAAACUCAGCUAGAAUAACAUCCAUGGGCCAUCUAUCUUCAUUCGUCGCUGCAGAGCCUUCGCCUCAAGCUCUCCGGAAUCCCGCUCCGCCAUCCUAUGCUAUGUCUGUAUCUAACAGUGGCUCGACCCAAGAUUUCAAUCACAUCAACAAUUCUAUUUCCAACUCCACCUCUGCGUCUGAUCCAUCUGCAGGUAUUCCAUCUGGCCCACGGUCUGUUUCCCAUUCACCUGUUAAUGUUUCGUACCCACGUACCCACUUCCGAGAGAACAGUCAUGGGUUUCUCCUUCAUGAAGGCGAACCCAGUUCGGAUCCGGAUUCCCAAGAAGACACAUACGCUCAUCAGCAAUUAACGGGUCCCGAGGUCAUUCCCAUGAGGCCUUUGACGCGAUACGACGGUGUGAGCGUUACGACUGAAGACAACCCAAGCAUUACGGAACCAAGCACUAUGCGCCAGGUAUUACGAAGUUUGAGUCCUCGCACAAGCGAGGCCCCACAACGACAACCGCAAUGGCGCGAAAAUAGAACUCGACACUCUGUGCUCGUCCCGCCAUCCGUGGAAUCGCCAUCUGUUCAUGUACCCCCUGAACACGAACAAGCUGAGGAGCAAAAUAAGCCAGAACUAAAAAUACGUCCACUCCCACGGCCUCCAGCAUCCAGCACCAGUGAGGAAGAUGUUGAAGUAAAGGACGGGGUAUUUCUGAGCGUCAGGGCAACUAGUCCUUUCCAUGUCGAUUUCGAUUCACGAUCAGCUCGGUUAGCCAGCGACGAAUCAUCCGAUGGUGCGUACGCCACUGCGAGUACAGGCAAAAACGCAUCAACACAACCCACUGGAUCCCCACGUCGCCUUCCUGUCCCUCCAACUGUACAAAUGCCAGAGUUCAUUCAAGGAACUUCACGAUUGCCGUUCCGAUUGACGCCUAUUAAAUUUCCAAGGCCGUUAAUGUCAACGAGUCCACAGAGUUCGUCGAAACAGCCUUCGGAAGGUCAUUCAGAUGGGGUGACCUCCUUCCUUGACUUGACGGUCUCGCGAGAGGGAUCUAUGCGGUCGCGCUCAAUCUUCACAGGGUCCGAUCAGGAGAAAGUAAUCAAUGAAGGACGACUUUCUCUUCCUGGUGUCACAGAACCAAGAUCAAGAUGGAGCAACACGACGGUACCGAGCAUAGCGACCAAUCUACCUCCAGCGCCAGCGAACGACUCCUCUGGGGAGUCCCAAAAACUUUCCCCUUCCGAAGGUCUUUCUACUGACUCCAGCACUUUCCCGAUCGCCGUUCAGGUCAACAUUCCACCUUCUCCCCAUCAUAUCAUGGAUUAUAACCUUCCUCAGGCCCGUCAUUCGCGAACUUCUCGCGUUUCUGGCUUCACACAAGCUGGAGACCAUCUACACAUUCAUCCUCACUUGGAAGACAUGGAUUCGCCCACUGAGAGCAUACCCAUUUCUGUUUCUGACCUUCACUUCCGACACAGCGACUCCGAGGAUCUUUCUCAACGCAAUACGGUCGUCGAAGGCCCGACUCAUCCUCCGUUGCCAGGAAAUUCAGUUGAGGAGUAUCCUCGUCGGGCAUUUGAUCCCAGUAUCAUAGUGAACAGAGUUCUUGGUUUACCAUCCCCAAUCCUAACAUCAGCCGACCAUUCACGGUCAGCAUCUACGGCAGCACCAACACCUUCUUUCUCUGCCUUUUCCCAAAGGCCGAGCAAUAACACGAGUAACGAACGACUGGACCCUUCUAGUACUUCCGGACAUCCAUUUAGCUAG
Molecule: messenger RNA, 3270 nt
Organism: Psilocybe cubensis
Lineage: Eukaryota; Fungi; Basidiomycota; Agaricomycetes; Agaricales; Agrocybaceae
Exons: 4
Coding region: 1-3270 (1089 amino acids)
Source: RefSeq, a predicted model, not a curated record